Molecule: messenger RNA, 1020 nt
Organism: Schizosaccharomyces osmophilus
Lineage: Eukaryota; Fungi; Ascomycota; Schizosaccharomycetes; Schizosaccharomycetales; Schizosaccharomycetaceae
Gene: cmk1
Product: calcium/calmodulin-dependent protein kinase Cmk1
Exons: 2
Coding region: 1-1020 (339 amino acids)
Biological process (GO): protein phosphorylation; cellular response to oxidative stress
Molecular function (GO): calcium/calmodulin-dependent protein kinase activity; calmodulin binding; ATP binding
Source: RefSeq, a predicted model, not a curated record
AUGCAAGCCAACCAUCAAAAUACACCACAAAUCAGUGAUGGACCCUCAGCGCCCGCACAAAAGUCAAUCUCAAAAGAGAAAUUACUACCUUGCAAGUAUCGAACUGGUCGUGUUUUGGGCGGCGGAAGUUAUUCGGUCGUCAAAGAAGCCGUUCACGUCGAAACAAAAGAGUUGUAUGCAGCGAAGAUUAUAAACAAGAAGCUAGUUGAGAAAAAGCCUGAAUUUGUAAAAAACGAAAUCACUAUUUUAAAACGAAUUUCAUGUGGACACCCCAACAUUCUUCGCCUUGUUGACUAUUUUGAGACUGUAAAUAACUUGUACCUAAUCACCGAGCUUGCUACUGGCGGCGAACUCUUCGACCGAAUUUGUGCUCAAGGGUCAUUCUAUGAAGCGGAUGCCGCUAGGCUCAUACGCACGACUGCCUCUGCCGUUAAUUACCUGCAUGAAAACGGAAUUGUUCAUCGUGACCUAAAGCCAGAAAAUUUACUUUAUCGUUCUAAAGACCCAGAAUCUGAGCUGUUAAUUGCUGAUUUUGGGCUAUCCCAAUUCUAUGAUGAUUCACAAUACUACAUGUUAAUGACAGCUUGUGGUACUCCCGAGUAUAUGGCGCCAGAAAUAUUUCGACGCGUCGGUUAUGGAAAAUCUGUAGAUAUUUGGUCUAUCGGUGUAAUAACUUACUUCUUGCUAUGCGGAUAUUCCCCGUUUGUGCGAUCUUCACAGGUAGAAGUCAUUGAAGCAGUCUUGGCAAACCAAUAUGAAUUUCACGAAGCUUACUGGUCCGGUGUCUCUUCUACUGCAAAAGAUUUUAUUCGUAAAUGUUUGGAAGAUGACCCGGCGAAACGAUUGACUGCUAUAGAAGCCAUACAGCAUCCGUUUCUUUCUACAAAGAUCCCGGCCACUGCAAACCUGCUUCCCAAAGUUCGAGAAAACUUUAAUGCACGUAAGAAGUUUAGAAAAGCCUUUAAUGCUGUACGGGCCUUCAAUACUUUAAAGAAAGACAUCGAACCAAAAUCUCGCUAG